CAAGAUGCAUCAGCAGGUGAUGUGAAUUGCAAUCGUUGCAGAUUGUUGGCGGAAUGUCAAACCUUCCUAACCUCAACGGGCUGUCGGAAUGUAUACUCUUUGGGAAAAAGUUGGGAUAAUUUUCAAGUAUCUCAUGAAAAAGAUUGGGAGAAUUGUGUGAUUACGCAUUAAGAAAAGUUGUCUCAUAUUGGUUGUUGUAAUUAACAAGGUUAGACGAGAGACGUCAUAUAACCUCGAGGAGAGCCUUGAGGUUGAAGGCGCAAAUCUAUCGCCCGGUGGAACAACACAGCAAAAGCCCUUCCCUCAGGGUGCACUUUCGCCGUCCGAAAUUGCAUUUGACUGUAAGAAUCUGCCGUCGCCUAAGUGGCGCGAGGUGCAACGUAAUUAUGAGGUCUUGCAAAAAGUUUCUGGAAUAUAAAUUCUGAUCUGCUUUCACGUUGACACUGAUACAACGUCAAUGAAAGAGGAGCGCACAGUGAGAGAAACGAUCAUGGAGAGCACUCAAUCGUUGUACAUCAGCCUCUUCAGCGAGGAGAAGAGCGACGUCUUGAAGGAGCUGUUGCACGCGUGCGUCGACGAGAUCUGCGGUCGUCCGGGACCGUCGUAUCGCAAAUUCGCCAACAGCAUGGAUUGGAGCAGAGCGGAGUACGAAGGGGUUCACAAGCUGAUAUCGUCGUUAUUGCGGAAUCCCGCCUCUCUCUAUCUGGUGGAGGAGAAGAUGCCACAAGAAUACCACGAGUUACCCGAGCAAGUGCAACAGAAUAUUCUUACUUGCUUGAAAGUGCGCAGGGAACAACUGACGGACGCUCUAUUGAGGGAGCAUUACAAGAGGAAACUGCCGACCGUGAUCGAUCACGAUUGGAGAUUGAAGUUGGUAAUGGGUUCGAGCAAGAUGGCCUCGUUAAGAGAAUCUCUGCUCCAGUUAGAUCUCACAAUAGAAGAUAAGGAGUCUCGACGCAUCACGAAUUUGGAACUGAACAAAGACGAGCUAGAUACGUUAAUAAAUGCUUUAGAAAAGUUAGUGUGAUACGUUUUGAUGUUUUGAUGAAGAAAAAAAAAGAAUUUGUACAUAACUCCCAUAAGUAUCAAGGUAUAUUAAGUUGUGAUAUUGUGCAGGACACACAGUGAUGAAAUAAAUACUCCCCGCUGUUA
Wasmannia auropunctata (little fire ant) is the source of this 1152-nucleotide messenger RNA. RefSeq names its product COMM domain-containing protein 8-like. The coding region runs from base 458 to 1027 and encodes 189 amino acids. The transcript is spliced from 4 exons. NCBI's taxonomy places the organism in Eukaryota, Metazoa, Arthropoda, Insecta, Hymenoptera, Formicidae. The record is from RefSeq and is a predicted model, not a curated record.